Molecule: messenger RNA, 405 nt
Organism: Colletotrichum aenigma
Lineage: Eukaryota; Fungi; Ascomycota; Sordariomycetes; Glomerellales; Glomerellaceae
Exons: 2
Coding region: 1-405 (134 amino acids)
Source: RefSeq, a predicted model, not a curated record
AUGAAAUUGGCAGUCCUCCUCAUCGUCAGCACAAUCUGCUCCGUCCUCGCAGGCCUGGUCAACCGGGACGCUCAACAACCUUGGUGCCAUCGGAAGAAAGUUGGCCAGAUUCACAUCGGCGGCCAGCCGGUUCCGGUCAACUACCGGUACAUUGUCAAUGCAUACAAUGUUGAGGAUGAUAUCCCCAAGGUGUGUCACAAGCUGUGGAUGGAACUGAGGAACUUUUGGAUGUGCCAGGUCUGGUCUUUUGGUCUGUUCAAGCAGUUCUGCCGCGAAGGCACCGAGAAGGGCACGCUGGAGUGGGAAUUCGAGACCGGCCUGGCUUGCAACACGGGGAUGCUCGAGGCCGCAUGGUGGGAGGCCACCAAGAACAAGUACGGCAGAAUUGGCUGCGAGAAGAAGUGA